Mitosporidium daphniae is the source of this 1230-nucleotide messenger RNA. RefSeq lists its product as uncharacterized. Gene Ontology annotation, molecular function: phosphatidylinositol binding; phosphatidic acid binding; GTP binding. The coding region runs from base 1 to 1230 and encodes 409 amino acids. The record is from RefSeq and is a predicted model, not a curated record. The transcript has a single exon. NCBI's taxonomy places the organism in Eukaryota, Fungi, Microsporidia.
AUGAGCGACAACGGAAUUACAGGAGCAUCUCCGCAAGGCCGCAUAGUUAAGAUAUGCCUUACUGGAGGGCCAUGUGGUGGAAAGACAUCGAUACAAGUGGCAUUAUGCGAUAUGUUUGAGAAUCUCGGCUGGAAAGUAUUCAGAGUGCCUGAAACUGCGACCAUCUUGCUUGGUGCCGGUGUUUCUUGGUACGACCUUACCGGUGAAGAAGCAAAGCUUUUUCAGAUGCAUCUUUUAAAAGUGAUGCUUAACAUUGAGGAUACAUUCACUUCUGUAGCUAGUUCUAUGAUCAAGCGUGGGCUGAACGUGCUCAUUCUCUGCGACAGAGGCACUAUGGAUCCAGGUGCGUAUAUCCCGCGUCCAGAGUGGAUCUCCAUUCUUUCCGAACUAAAUAUGGAUGAGUUGCUCCUCAGGGACCAAAGAUACGAUCUUGUGCUUCAUCUUAUGACGUCUGCCAUUGGGGCAGAAAAGUUUUACACAAUGGCGACCAAUGAAGCGCGAUACGAAAGCCUGGAAAAUGCCCGUGAUGUUGACAGAGCCCUCGCAAAUGCCUGGGUUGGGCACCCGAACUAUGCACUAAUUGACAACUCUACCGAUUUCGAGACGAAAAAAUUGCGUGCAUUCGAAGCAAUCCUAACACGCGUCGGGCUGUCGGAUACUCGUUUUGGUAAAGGAAUUGUCAAGAAAAAGUACCUUCUCAUGCCAUCUGCAGCAACAUCCGUAGAUAAGGGGUUGGCUAUCAAAACACCUGCCUCUUAUGCGUCCAUAGACGAGGCGGUGGUCUUUCCAGCAGAAAUUUCGUUCAGAGACUUUGAUGUGCGCCACGACUAUUUGAUUUCUACGGACGACUCGACCACCAGAAUAAGAAGACGCGGCUUCUCUUCUUCCUCUUCGUAUUCGAUCACUCAGCAAAAGACUGUAAACGGCGAGCGCGUAGAAGUGCGAAGGAUUCUUUCUCCAAAAGAAUACGAGCUAUUUUUGUCGCAAACGGAUCCUUCCCAUUGUCCUAUCAUCAAAAAACGCAGAUGUUUCCUGUGGAAGGAGCGUUACUAUCAGAUAGAUCUCUUUGAAUCACCAAAUCCAGGGCUAUUGCUUUUGGAGGCUUAUGUUGUUCCCUCUCCAAACUGCACAACGGAUAGCGAAAAAAAGGACCUUCCGCCUUUCCUUAAUGUUUCCAAAGACAUCACGGGCGAAAAGGCCUAUUCUAUGUUCCAUCUUUCGAGCAUCUAG